AUGACUCGCAAAGCCCGCCCCGCUGGUUGGAGUAAGCCAAUUAAACCUUCACUUCGAUACUGGGAUUCUGAUGCAAUGGAUCCAGAUUCGCCAGCCUCCAUUCAUGUACUUCUGCAGUGGCUGACUACGCCGGGCAACUACAAGCGCUGGCAAACGGAGAAGAAGAGUUCGCUCUGCGAAGAAAUUGUAGCGUACUUGGAAAUGGAAGGCAUUACGCAUCGUGACGCUGACCAGGUUUACGAUAAGAUAUUGAGGCUGCAGAAUAAAGUCGAGGCUGCUACAAACUGGCUUAUAGUUCACAAGCAUUAUGAUGUGUGCCAGCGAGGCGAGGUGGGGAGAGUUGCUAAGAAGAGACUUGUCAAAAUGUGUCCAUACUACGAAGAGCUAGCUGCCGUAUUCCGAGGUGACAAGUCUACGAAGAGCUCUUCGAUGGCCCAAAAACAAGUGCCCACACGCAAACGCUGUGACGGCAUCAAUGACACCGACGAAGAGGAAAAGCACGCUGCUGCGGCUCAAUGCAAAAUGACGGAUGAGGCUGAUCGCGACAACAAACAACUUUUCGAUUCGCACACAAACCGUUUGCUCGACAGUGGGUUCAAGUGCAAGAAGGUUCUGCUGGAAGCGGAGAAAAUCUGUGGCGUGGCUUUGAAUCGCAAGAAGAUGCUUGAGCCGGCAUCGACCGUGAGGAGGUCGACCGACUGCUACCGCAGUGAGAAGGACGUCAUUGGCUGCAAUGUAUUCAACCGAUUUGUUUUUCAAUGA
Messenger RNA from Phytophthora nicotianae INRA-310, 762 nucleotides. RefSeq lists its product as hypothetical. Bases 1 to 762 code for a protein of 253 amino acids. The record is from RefSeq and is a predicted model, not a curated record. The transcript has a single exon. NCBI's taxonomy places the organism in Eukaryota, Oomycota, Peronosporomycetes, Peronosporales, Peronosporaceae.